Scheffersomyces stipitis CBS 6054 is the source of this 648-nucleotide messenger RNA. RefSeq lists its product as uncharacterized. The record is from RefSeq and is a predicted model, not a curated record. The transcript has a single exon. Gene Ontology annotation, biological process: mitochondrial respiratory chain complex I assembly. The coding region runs from base 7 to 288 and encodes 93 amino acids. Lineage: Eukaryota; Fungi; Ascomycota; Pichiomycetes; Serinales; Debaryomycetaceae.
CACACGAUGCAACCAUACUCCAGAUCCGGCGGAACGAGAAAGUGCUUCUACGAAUUCCAAACCUUGGUUUCCUGCUACACCUCGGCUGAUACUACUACCAAGAAGGAAUGCACACCACAAUUCGAUGACUACUUUGAAUGCUUGCACGGUUACAAGGAAAGAGAAAGAACCAGACUCAUGUUGCAGCAGUUGAAAGAAAAUGAACAGACCAAGAGCGGGGUCACUGCCCAGGAAUUAUUCAAGGCAUCAGGUUCUAUUUAUGAGAACUUGGACUUGGUGAAGAAAUAAGCGAUAUCCAAACUCAUAAAGAUCUGAAAAGUUACAUAAAACCUAAGAAACAAUCUCGAGAAGAAACAAUCACGAUUUGAAUUGAAUUGUCGAUCAAACUUUCCAGGUAUUGUCUUUUAGAUAUUGCCUAUUGAAGAGGGAUGUCUCCCUAUUCUUGAAGUCAUAUAUUUCUUGGAGUUAGGUGUAUCUUCUCAGAUCGUUCCAUGCUACUACUUCUGAGUCUUUCUUUUCAUAUUUAUUCCUUCUCAUGUAAAUUAUAGUUUUACGACACGUCAUUUUAUAUCAUUGGUAUUGCUAAUACACUGCAUCUUUUACGGUAAACUCUUUAGUCGUAUGUAGUUGUAAUAUCACACAACUCCU